Eutrema salsugineum is the source of this 315-nucleotide messenger RNA. Its product is annotated as protein LITTLE ZIPPER 2. The transcript has 2 exons. The record is from RefSeq and is a predicted model, not a curated record. Lineage: Eukaryota; Viridiplantae; Streptophyta; Magnoliopsida; Brassicales; Brassicaceae. Bases 1 to 315 code for a protein of 104 amino acids.
AUGUGUCUGAGAUCUUCAGAAUCAUUCCCAUACACACGCACACCCACGAUGAGAUCAGCUUCCUAUCACAACAAACGUAAACCAAAGACACAAACCCAUCUUCGUAUCCUUAAUCUCACCAGGAGGAGAAUAUUACCGAGGGCAGAGAAGAAGAUGGAGAUGAGAAACUUGAAGCUUUUCCUUGAGAAUCAAAGCAUCAGACGAGAGAAUGAGGCUUUAAAGAAGAAAGCUCUUCUUCUCCACCAAGAAAACAAUGCCCUCUUCUCUCUGCUUCACUCAAAACUCUCCCCUGUUUCAUCCUCCUUCUUGCAGUGA